UGGCUUAAUGCAUUAUUUUCUUGUUAUAAUAAUUUUUUAUCGAUUUUCAGCAUGGCCUCUCCCAUUUAAACACUUUGUGGUGAAAAAAAAUAUAGUGAACUAUAGAUUUGACAAUUAAGGCAAAUAAACAUAUCAAACGUCAUUAAUAAAUCACCAUGACGACAGCUUAGGGCUAUACUAUAGAAUAGGCGGUUCACCCGCCGCAAGAAACUCGAUUUAAUGUAGGUAUUGUAUGCAUACUACACUGCACGGUUUCUCACCGCGUUUCAUAGGCAUUGAAAAUACGACCGCUGAAUGCAGCGUCCAACCGCCGCUUCAAACUAAACGAACGGUUUUCGGAGGGUUUUCGGCUAUUAAGUAAUUUUGUAAGGGAGAAUGGCGAGUCUAUGUGAAUGAACAAUAGAUAGCGAUAAACCGCAGCACGUAAAAUUUGAUGGCCUGCGGCAACUUUGUGGGACUUAGUCCCGCGGCGGUAAAACUGCCCCUGUAUAGUGUUUGCCUUACCGCCAUGAUGGGUUUUUGUUGUGUGUUGCAAUUUAAACUGUACAAUUUGUUAUUUUACAGUAAAACAAAGCCAAAAUAAAUUAAUUGAAUCGUUGAAAACGGUUUGAAUUAUUUUUUCCUACUUUUUAGUAUGGUGUUCAAAGAGUGUGCCGGGGUUCCAUACCCUUUGAAAUAUCUCCUUUUGCAAGUUUCGGAGCAAAACAAAGACAUCUCAAAUUAUUUUGAGGUAUAUUACUACCCCGAUCGAUAAGAUCACGCUGCAUAUCGAAUGUUAACUCAGGAGUUCUGCGGUUCGUGACAUCCCAGCGGCGUGCGCGCGGAGCGCAGUGACGACGGUGCGGUGCGCCUCGCCGGGCCCGCCGGACGCGCUCAUGCCGCACCCCGACCACUGCGAGCUGUUCUACUACUGCGAGCCCAGCGGCGCCGCGUGCCGCCAGUGCCCCGCCGGCCUGCACUUCAACCCGCGCCUGCACGUGUGCGACUGGCCCGCCAGCGCCGGCUGUACCGCGCAUGCCCUCACCACCACUGCCACGGACAUACCAGUAAAGGAGCCCACAGCUUUUGCCACUCAGUCUACCAACACACCAGAAGAGGAAACCACAGCGCGUGCAACUCGGUCUACUAUCACGCCAGUAGAGGAGCCCACAGCUUAUGCAAAUCGCUCUACCAACACACCAUUGGAGGAAGACACAACGUAUGCUAGUCGGUCUACCAUCACGCCAGUAGAGGAGACCCCUGCUUAUACAACUCGGUCCACCAGCACAACAGUAGAGGAGACCGAAGCGAGUACAACUCGGGCUACCAACACACCAGUGGAUGAGAACACAGACUAUGUAACUCAGUCUACUAGCCCACCAGUAGAGGAGACCAAAGAGGUUGCAACUCAGUCUACCAACACACCAAUAGAGGAGACCACAGCACAUGCAACUCAGUCUACCAGCCCACCAGAAGAGGAGACCACAGAGCAUGCAACUCAGUCUACCAGCACGCCAGUAGAGGAGACCACAGCGCAUGCAACUCAAUCUAAAAGCACGCCAGUAGGGGAGACCACAGAGCAUGCAACUCAGAUUAGCGAUACACCAGUAGCUAAGACCUCAGCGCGUCCGCUUACAACCCAGUCUACCAACACGCCAAUAAGAGCGACCACAGCGUUUACAAGUCAGUCUACCAGCACACCGGUAGGGGAGACAACAGUGUAUGCAACUCAGUCUACCAGCACGCCAGUAGACGACACCACAGCGUAUCCGAGUGCCGCCACAGACACAGUAGCAGUGGAGAGCAGCAAGCCGGGCGGGACCAGCCGCGCCAUCAGCACCGGCAGCUCGCGACGCACCACCGUCGGCUGGAGGACGCUCAACUAACCUGACACCAGUAUAACUGACGCCACUACGCCACUGUGGAUCUCCAUUAUACAUAAUUAUAAUAUACAUAUGUAGCUUUUUUAUAAUCCCAAAAAGUAUAAUUUGUUGAUUUGGUUUUCA
Messenger RNA from Helicoverpa armigera (cotton bollworm), 1985 nucleotides. RefSeq lists its product as uncharacterized. Bases 876 to 1865 code for a protein of 329 amino acids. Gene Ontology annotation, cellular component: extracellular region. Gene Ontology annotation, molecular function: chitin binding. Lineage: Eukaryota; Metazoa; Arthropoda; Insecta; Lepidoptera; Noctuidae. The transcript has 2 exons. The record is from RefSeq and is a predicted model, not a curated record.